Molecule: messenger RNA, 876 nt
Organism: Rotaria sp. Silwood1
Lineage: Eukaryota; Metazoa; Rotifera; Eurotatoria; Philodinida; Philodinidae
Source: the annotation of a GenBank genome assembly
AUGCAAGAUACCAAUGUAGCAAAAGAAGCAUCAGAUAUAAUUCUUGUUAAUGAUAAUUUUAAUUCGAUUGUCAAAACUGUUAUGUGGGGUCGUUAUAUUUAUGAUUCAAUAGCAAAAUCACUUCAAUUUCAAUUAACUGUUCAUAUUGUUGUUGUAUUUUUUGCUUUUAUUGGAGUAUGUAUUACACAAGAAUCUCCAUUACGUAGUGUACAAAUCUUAUGGAUUUAUCUAAGUAUGAAUACAUUGGCAUCAUUAGUAUUUGCUAUUGACAUACCAACAGAUGAAAUAUUAAGACGUAAACCUUACGAAUGUACACGACCAUUAAUAUCUCGCACAAUGAUAAAAAAUAUUAUGAGUCAUGCUAUUUAUCAAUUAGCUGUUAUGCUUUUUAUUUUAUUUGACGGAUCUAAGGUAUUUAAUAUCGACAAUGAUCGUCCAGUUGAUAGUAUAUUUAAACCAUCUGAACAGUUUACAAUGAUAUUUAAUGUAUUUGUGUUAAUGACUUUAUUUAAUGAAAUAAAUUGUAGAAAAAUUUAUGGUGAAAAAAAUAUUUUUCAUGGCAUAUCUACAAAUCCAUUUUUUUACGUUAUAUGGAUUGUUACAUUUGUUGUACAAAUUAUUCUUGUUCAAUAUGGCUCGUUCGUAUUUUCUUGUGUUACAUUAACAUUUGAACAAUGGACGUGGUGUCUUCUUUUUGGUGUUGCAGUUCUUUUAUGGAAUCAAGUGCUUAAUUUGAUCCCAAUGACGCGUCAUACGUCGAAACUGGGCGGGCAUGGUGUUCAUGAAGUAGUAUCACCUGUUGACCUAGAUCCAGAAGAACAGUCAAGACCAGAAGUAAAUCUAACAACGGAACAAAUGCUUUGGUUAAGAGGAUGA